AUGACAGCGGCUCCGGCGUCUCCGCAGCAGAUCAGGGACCGGCUGCUGCAGGCCAUCGACGCCCAGAGCAACAUCCGGAACAUGGUGGCGGUGCUGGAAGUCAUCUCCAGUCUGGAGAGAUACCCCAUCACCAAAGAGGCGCUGGAGGAGACGCGGCUGGGGAAGCUCAUCAACGACGUCCGAAAGAAGACCAAGAACGAGGAGCUCGCCAAGCGGGCCAAGAAACUGCUGCGGAGCUGGCAGAAGCUCAUUGAGCCCGUGCACCCAGGCGAGGCGGCACUGCGAGGGCUGCCUGGCACUGCAGGCUCUGCCAAUGGCGGCGCCCACAACUGCCGAGCAGAGGCAGGGGCAGCGGCUGGACCCCGGAGCAUACAUGACCUGAAGAGCCGAAAUGACAUCCAGAGGCUACCCGGGCAGCGGCUGGACAGGCGGGGCAGCCGAAAGCGCCAGGGGGACCAGCGAGACCUUGGCCAUCCUGGGCCACCACCUAAGACCGCUAAGACCAGCCAUGAGCCCCUGGCCCCCAACUCAUCACCCCUGCCCACGAAUGGGAUCAGUGGGAGCCCUGAGAGUUUCACUGGUCCCCUGGACGGCAGCGGGCACACAGGCCCCGAGGGCAGCCGUUUGGAGCCCAGCGAGAACGACAAGCACAGCGGCUGGAUCCCAGUCAACGCCGUGAGGCCACAUACCAGCUCACCGGGCCUGAGUCUGGGGGCCAAAGCUGCCUCAAUGCAGCCACUGGACAGAAUGGAGGAGACCCCAGCAACACCCCACCCCAGGGGGGCCUCUCGCUGCUCCUUCAGCCCUCGGAACUCGCGGCAAGAGGGACCCUUUGUUCGGCAGCGGAGCCCAUAUGUGCCCAAAGGCUCAGCACCCAGCCCCUCACCACGGCCCCCAUCACUGGAGGCCACACAGGCGCCUUCGCCACUCCCUCUGGCCCAGCCUCCCACACCCCCAGUCCGGCGACUGGAGCUACUGUCCAGUGCAGAGAGUCCAGGCCGCUGGCCUGACCAGCCUGAGGGCCACCAGAGGCUGGCAGGGCUGGGCUGUAAGGCGGGGCUGCCAACUGCUGAGCCACCCCUGUUGCCAAGGGCAGGCCUAUCCCCAGACUCCUCCCGGGCGGACAGCGAUGCUGCCUCCUCAGGUGGCUCAGAGAGCCGGAAGAAGAAGCGGUACCGACCGCGAGACUACACAGUGAACUUGGACGGGCAGGGGCCUGAAGCGGGCGUCAAACCCGUGAGGUUAAAAGAGCGGAAGCUCACCUUUGACCCCAUGACAAGACAGAUCAAACCCCUGACCCAAAAGGAGCCCGUGCAGGCAGAGAGCCCCGCACGCACUGAGCCACCGCGAAUGGAGCCGGAUGCGCCCGAGCCUAAGGGUGGCCUGCAGAGCCCCUUUGAACAGACGAACUGGAAGGAGUUGUCACGCAAUGAGAUGAUCCAGUCUUACCUGAGCCGGCAGAGCAGCCUGCUGUCAUCGUCGGGUGCGCAGACGCCGGGUGCACACCACUUCAUGUCCGAGUACCUUCGGCAGGAGGAGAGCGCCAAGCGGCACAGUGCCCGUGAGACACAUGUGCUAGCACCACACAGCCCGCCUGCGGACCUGCCAGGGUGCACGCGUGAGGUCACACAGGACGACUUGGAGCGCAUCCAGGCCCACCAGUGGCCGGGUGUGAACGGGUGUUAUGAUACACAGGGUACCUGGUAUGAUUGGACGCAGUGCAUAGCGCUAGACCCGCAUGGUGACGAUGGGCGCCUGAACAUUCUGCCUUACGUCUGCUUGGACUGA
Molecule: messenger RNA, 1788 nt
Organism: Chrysochloris asiatica (Cape golden mole)
Lineage: Eukaryota; Metazoa; Chordata; Mammalia; Afrosoricida; Chrysochloridae
Gene: MED26
Product: mediator complex subunit 26
Exons: 3
Coding region: 1-1788 (595 amino acids)
Biological process (GO): regulation of transcription by RNA polymerase II; positive regulation of gene expression
Cellular component (GO): core mediator complex; mediator complex; nucleus
Molecular function (GO): transcription coregulator activity
Source: RefSeq, a predicted model, not a curated record